AUGUCUCUCAAACGUAAAGCGGCCGACAUCGCCCUCGAAGCGGCCAAGAAGCCGAAGCAAAAUGCCUCAAUCACCGCUUUCUUCGGCCAACCCAAGCCGACUGUCUCCAGCCCAGCAGCGAGCGCGACUAAAGCCACCAUCACCAGCUCAGCACCGAGUUCAUCUCAACCCGCUUCAUCGCCCACCACCGCUUUCCCAGUCGCCGAGAUUACUGCCACCCCGAAGUUCGACAAGACGGCGUGGCUGGCCAAGCUCUCCCCCGAACAGCAGGAACUGCUCAAGCUCGAGAUCAAUACGCUCGAUGAGUCCUGGCUGGCUGUGCUGAAAGACGAAGUCACGAGCAGAGAAUUCCUAGAUUUGAAGAGAUUCCUCAAAAAGGAAGCUGAGACGGGCAAGAAAAUCUUCCCGCCCAGUGAAGACGUGUAUAGUUGGUCCCGCCACACCCCCCUCCACACCGUCAAAGCCGUCAUCAUAGGCCAAGACCCCUACCACAACAUCAACCAAGCCCACGGCCUCUGCUUCUCCGUCCGCCCGCCCACCCCCGCCCCUCCAAGUCUCAAAAACAUCUACAUCGCGCUGAAAAAAGACUAUCCAACCUUCGAACCCCCACCUAACAAAGGCGGCCUGCUCACCCCCUGGGCAGACCGCGGCGUCCUCCUCCUCAACACCUGCCUGACGGUCCGCGCGCACGAAGCCAACAGCCACGCGGGCAAAGGGUGGGAGCGCUUCACGCAGAAAGUCAUCGACACCGUCGUUGCGAGGCGCAAGGCGGGAGUCGUGUUUCUCGCUUGGGGAAAUCCAGCGCAGCAGCGAUGUAAGGCGAUUUCCGGGGCGAGGCAUCUCGUGCUCAAGUCUGUGCAUCCUAGUCCGCUGUCGGCUAUGCGGGGUUUCUUGGAUUGCGGGCAUUUCAAGAAGGCGAAUGAGUGGUUGAGGGAGAGGUAUGGGGAGGAGGGGCCGAUUGAUUGGAAUUUGAACGUGGCGCCGGAGAAGGCGGGAGUGUAA
Neohortaea acidophila is the source of this 1002-nucleotide messenger RNA. RefSeq names its product uracil-DNA glycosylase-like protein. The transcript is spliced from 2 exons. Gene Ontology annotation, molecular function: uracil DNA N-glycosylase activity. Bases 1 to 1002 code for a protein of 333 amino acids. Gene Ontology annotation, cellular component: mitochondrion; nucleus. Lineage: Eukaryota; Fungi; Ascomycota; Dothideomycetes; Mycosphaerellales; Teratosphaeriaceae. Gene Ontology annotation, biological process: base-excision repair; base-excision repair, AP site formation via deaminated base removal. The record is from RefSeq and is a predicted model, not a curated record.